AGUGUAUUAUCGCUAGUUUUAAAAUAUGAAAACGGCUGGCAUUAGACUGGCCCAUACAACCAACACAACGUCAACAUUACAGCUGCUAGCUGAUGCAUCUCGACUCCUCUGAUGACUUUUUAUCUUCGAAAUAGAAGAAUGUUCACAAAGUGCUCAAGAUGAGGAUGUCGCGUACAUUCCGGUGGUUUCUGACCCGUUUUCUCCUAUGCAUCCCGAUAUUCUCUUUGUGCGGAUUUGUUCUACUCCUAUCAUCAUGCAAUGUAACUGAAGACUCCCCCAGAAAACCCUGCCCGCGGGAGAACUCAAACCAAAAUCAAUUAAGGACGUUGGACGACAGUGGGGGCGACAAACCAUUCUCAGCAUUUUUAGUCAUACUGGUCAUGUCCGGACCGAAACUCCUAGCAGGACGUCAAGUUUUACGCGACACGUGGCUGACAUUACGAACAAAUGACAUGAUCGUAAAGUUUGUAAUUGGCACUGCCAACUUGCCAACGGAGCAUCUGGAAGCCUUAGAGAGAGAACAGAAAGAGUAUAAUGAUCUCCUAUUCUUGCCAGACCUUGAAGACAGUUUCCUCGCUUUAACUCAAAAGUUGAUUGAUAUGUUUGUGUGGCUGGAUCACAAUGUAAGUUAUAAAUUUGUGCUGAAAGUGGACGAUGAUUCCUUUGUUAGACUUGAUGCUUUAGCGAAGGAGCUGCCGCAAAAGAGCCAAGAGAAACUCUUCUGGGGGUUCUUUGAUGGACGUGCCCGGGUACACAAGACUGGGAAGUAUGCAGAGGCAGACUGGGUACUGUGCGACCGCUACCUUCCCUACGCUAAAGGCGGUGGCUACAUCCUCUCCGCAGAUCUAGUGCACUUCGUCAGCUUGAACGCCAAGUACCUCAAGAAAUACAACGGCGAGGACGUAUCGCUCGGAUCUUGGCUGGCGGCAGUGGAAGUUAAUCGUCAACACGACACACGCUUUGACACCGAAUAUCUGUCGAGGGGCUGUUCAAACACCUACCUAAUCACGCAUAAACAGACACCAGAGGAUAUGAGACAGAAAUGGAAGCAUUAUAAAGAAACAGGGCGUCUGUGCUCUCAGGAACAUCAGACGAGACCUUCUUAUAUUUAUGAUUGGCAAAAGCCACCAACAGAAUGUUGCAUAAGAAAAAAUGGUAUACCAUGAUAAAUUUUCAAGGAUCUUAACAAAUUCUACAUCUAGUUUGACUUCUUCCAAAAUUUGGUGCUACCAGUAUAUCACUUUUUAUUCUUCUCUUUUUGUGCAGUUUAUACAUUGUACAUUAAGCAUUUACUGAUCCUAUGCAUGCCAUAACUUAGUCCAAAUUAAUAAUAAUUUCUCAAUGUAACCUACAAAUUCCAAGGAUUUGUUUUUUUAAUGAUUAAAUUACUUUUCCUAUUCAUCGUCAGUGCCAGUGGACCAACAAUGUUGGUUACCAUCACUUUAUGAAUAGUUCAACAGUCACUAUGUGUUUGCCCAUUUUGGACAUCCUAGAGCCUAAACAGGAUUUAAAACUAAUUCAUUUAAUGUUGAAUCUAUACUCUGAUGCAAUUUGUAGUAUUACAGGCCAGGGGUAAAUUUGUAAAUGUGCAUUUAUGUGUAGCUUUGCUGCUUUUUCUGUUAUUAACAUUGGGCUUUCUUGCUAUUUUAAAAUUGUUUCUAUCUUCUUAAAAUAUGAUAUCAGAUGGGUAAAGAAAUAUAAUCAAAAAUUUGUCUCUUUAUGUUGUUGUAUUAAUAUUAAUAAUAAUAAUAAUAAUAAUAAUACGUCUUGUUUACC
Molecule: messenger RNA, 1776 nt
Organism: Strongylocentrotus purpuratus (purple sea urchin)
Lineage: Eukaryota; Metazoa; Echinodermata; Echinoidea; Camarodonta; Strongylocentrotidae
Product: beta-1,3-galactosyltransferase 6
Exons: 2
Coding region: 159-1166 (335 amino acids)
Biological process (GO): glycosaminoglycan biosynthetic process
Cellular component (GO): membrane
Molecular function (GO): UDP-galactosyltransferase activity
Source: RefSeq, a predicted model, not a curated record